Messenger RNA from Acanthamoeba castellanii str. Neff, 1602 nucleotides. RefSeq names its product zinc finger, c2h2 type domain containing protein. Lineage: Eukaryota; Discosea; Longamoebia; Acanthamoebidae. The record is from RefSeq and is a predicted model, not a curated record. The transcript is spliced from 9 exons. Bases 1 to 1602 code for a protein of 533 amino acids.
AUGGAGCAGGGCAAGAAGAGCAGCACAAUGGCGGCGGCCAUCCCGAUCCCCUCGAACUUCGGCAAUGUCAGCAAUCCCGUUCCGGCCGACUUCUUGGCCUCCCCGACGUCCUCGCCCUACACGUCGCCCUCGACCUCUCCCGUGGUUUCUUCUUCGUUCGGCUCCUUCACCGGCGCAUCUCCGUUCUCGAUGUCGCCUCCGCUUCUCUCGAAUCCGCCGGCCCACUUCGGCAAUGGUCUCGGGCUCGGAGUCGGUCAGGGGCUGGAGGGGAGCAAUCCUGCUCUCUGGUACCCCUGCGUCGUCUGUACCCAGCGCUUCCCGACGCCCCAGCCCCUGCUCGAGCACAUGGGCAUUUUCCACCAUCUGAUUAUCUCCGAUCUUCACCAAAUCGCCGAACUGCAUACGUACUUGGAGUAUUGGCACAAGAAGCUUUCCGUGGAGCCGCUGGCGCAGUAUGCGACGACCAUCAACACCCGCAUGACCGAAAAUGGCGUAGCCGACGCGCAGCCCUACUACCUGCUCUCCGACAUCCUGCCGGAGGACAAGCAACUGCGCACCAAGCUUCAGACCAACCGGCUGAACAAGAUGCUGGAGCUGCAGACCAAGGAGCGCUCUGAGAUCUUCAAGCGGAGGUGUCUGUUCUGCAACAAGAUGUGGUACAAGAGGGAUGACCUCUUCCAGCACAUGUUUGCCGAGCACCACUUCAACAUCGGACGACCGGACAACCUCGUCAACAUCCAGGAGCUGUUGGACAUCCUCCAGCAGAAGAUCGACGCCAUCAAGUGCAUCUACUGCGAGAAGACGUUCAAGAACCACGCUGUUCUCAAGAAGCACAUGAGGAAGAAGAAGCACUUCAAGAUCAACUCCAAGGACACCGCCUACGAUCGCUUCUACAUGAUCAACUACCUGGAGCCCGGCAAGGACUGGAAGGCCCUGGAGAAGGAGAAGGACGACGACGAAGACACCGCCUCCAUGGGCACCAUGACCUCCGCCUCGGAAAGCGAGGUCGAUGAAACCUGGGACGAUUGGGUGGAGGACGUGCCGAACGACACGGACUGCCUCUUCUGCGACCGCGUCCUCUCGUCGCCUCCGAUCUGUAUGGACCACAUGGCCAGCGAGCACGGCUUUGACUUCCGGGCUCUCAAGAAGGAGUGGUCGCUGGACUUCUAUGACAGCGUGAAGCUGGUCAACUACAUCCGUCGCCAGGUCGAGGAGAAGGCGUGCGUCAAGUGCGGCGAGAAGCAGGGAUCCAGCAAGGACCUCCUCGACCACAUGCAGAAGGAGAACCACUUUGCGCCCACCAGGGAUGCCGAGUUCUGGAAGAACCCACAGUACUUGAUUCCGGCCAAGGAGAACGAUGCGUUCCUGCAGGGUCUGGACGACGGCCUCGAGGACGAGGAUGAUGACGAAGACGAUGACGAGAUGUUCCAGCAGCAGCAGCACCGCCGGCGCUUCGGCGAGCAGAGCAUGGUGAACGACGUCAUGGGCAAGGGCAAGACGAAGGAGGAGGACGAGGAGAAGAAGCUCGACGCCGUCGUGCGCGACCUCAGCCAGCAGAAGCUCAAGGACGACGAAAGCAAGUUCCUCGACGCUGACGAGUAA